CUAUUGCGCAUGCCUUAAUACAACGCCAUCUUGGAAGCUCACUGCGGUAGGGAGGAGUAAUUUAAUGUAGCGGAGAAGUUAAUGUAAACAUUGUUGUUUCAUGUAUACUAUUCAGAAAGUUUAUAGAACACUAAGGUGCUUCAAAAUUGUACCUAACCAAAAUAGUUGCGUUGCAUCACAUAUUUAUAGCAGUUAUCAUUCUUGUUAGUUCAUUGGCAUGUCCUAGUCAUUGACGUUUUGUUAUGAGUCUUACGACAAUUCUGCGAAUUAAACCUGUUAAUUAAACAACUUAGACUUUUCUGUUUUAACUAGUCACGACUUUGUUGACUAGUUUAAUCAUUUAAGACAUGUAGCUAAAAGUUUACAAGUUAUUCAUGACUGAAGUCUUUAGUAAGAAUAGCAAGUUUAGUAACAUCAGAAACAUUUUAGUCAGUAGCAUAAGACUUGAGUUUAAUAGUGGCUAUCAUGCCAUCGUUACCUAGGCCUGGUAGCCUCAAAGAUCCUGAAAUAGCAGAGUUAUUUGAUAAAGAAGAUCCUGAAAAAAUAUUUAUUGAUCUACGGGAGAUUGGCCAUGGAAGUUUUGGUGCAGUUUACUAUGCUAGAAAUGCAGUCACAAAAGAAGUGGUUGCUAUUAAAAAGAUGUCUUUUACUGGCAAACAGUCAGCAGAAAAAUGGCAAGACAUAAUAAAGGAAGUGAAGUUUCUACGUCAGCUGAAGCAUAGAAAUACUAUUGAUUAUAAAGGUUGUUAUUUGAAAGAACACACAGCAUGGCUGAUAAUGGAAUAUUGUUUAGGGUCUGCUUCAGACAUUAUAGAAGUACACAAAAAGCCUCUGAAGGAAGAAGAAAUAGCGGCCAUUUGUCAAGAUGCUCUUCAAGGAUUGGAAUAUUUACAUUCUCUAGGUAGAAUUCACAGAGAUGUGAAAGCUGGUAAUAUUUUGCUCACAGAAAAUGGGACAGUCAAAUUAGCUGAUUUUGGCUCGGCAUCAAUGGCUUCCCCUGCCAAUUCUUUUGUUGGAACUCCAUACUGGAUGGCACCAGAGGUUAUUUUGGCUAUGGAUGAGGGGCAGUAUGAUGGCAAAGUGGACAUUUGGUCACUUGGUAUCACCUGUAUUGAAUUGGCUGAGCGAAAGCCUCCUUAUUUUAAUAUGAAUGCAAUGAGUGCCUUGUAUCAUAUAGCCCAGAAUGAUUCACCAUCUUUAGGUCCUGGUGAUUGGUCAGAUUCUUUUCAUCAUUUUGUAGAAACAUGUUUACAAAAACAUCCUACUGAUAGACCAACUGCUGCCAAGUUGUUACAGCAUCCUUUCAUAGUUAAUCCUAGACCAUCUAGGGUAAUAAUGGACCUUAUACAUCGUACAAAAGCUGCUGUUAGAGAAUUGGACAAUUUAAAUUAUCGCAAAAUGAAGAAAAUUUUGAUGGUGGAUUCGCAAGAAAACGAAGUGAGUACUGGAGAACCAGAAGAAGACAGUACUGAAGAUGAUCAGAUUGGAGGUGAUAGUAGUAAAAGCAAUAGUAUUACCAGUACUCACAGCCAACAAAGUGAAAAUGUAAGUGCUGGCAGUCAAAGCAGCAGUACAAGUAGUCUUCCACCUACCUCUGAGACAGAUUCAACCUAUAAUUACCCAGCUUCAUUUAGGGAGCGGGGAGGAAUCCGUCUUAGUCCAUCGAAUUCCUCUUCUACAAGUCUAAAUAGUGCUGAUGUAGGUGCAAAUAACUUUGCUACAAUACGAACCACAUCCAUUGUGACCAGGCAAAUUAAAGAGCAUGAACAAGAAAAUCACAUGCACGAGCAAAUGUCUGGUUAUAAACGUAUGAGGAGACAGCACCAGAAAGCUCUUAUACAACUUGAAGCUAAAUGUAAACAGGAAAUGGAAGAACAUAAACAAAAAUUAGAUAAGGAAUAUGAAAAUCUACUUCAACAAUUUAGUAAAGAAUUAGAAAAAUUACAAGUAAAACACCAGCAAGAAUUAGAAAGGAAGCUUAAACAAAAUUUGGCUAGUGAAAAACGCUUAAGCAAAAGUAUAUCUCAGCAACAUGAAGAUGAAAUUAAACGUUUCCAAGCACAGCAAAAAACAGAGUACAAGUAUUUAAAAGAUCGCUUGAAGCGGGAAAUCAGUAGCGAUGCUUCUUCUCGGCAAAGAGAUGAUGCAAUGCGUAACCACAAGGAAGAAGUUCUUCAACGCCAAACAGCAUCUUUGCAACGCCUUCAAAGAGAACAAGGUGAUUCUCAUCGUUUAGAAAUUCGUAAAUUCCGCAGGCGGAAGUUACUUCAGUAUCACCAGAUGGAACAAAAUUUGUUGCGUGAUGAAUUAAAUAAAAGACAGUCCCAGUUGGAACAAGCCCAUUCGAUGUUACUUCAUCAUCAUGAUAUGACUCAAGAACUGGAGUAUCGCCAGCAGAGAGCUGUUCAUCAGCUAAGGGAAGAGCAUAUUAGAAAGCAACACCAGACUGAAUUAGCAAAUCAGCAAGAAUAUAAUGCUAGAAGAGAAAGAGAGCUUCGAAAAAAGCAUGCCUUAGAAGUAAAACAACAACCUAAAAGUUUGAAGCAAAAGGAAUUGAUGAUCCGAAAGCAGUUCCGAGAAACCUGUAAGAUUCAAACAAGACAGUACAAAGCAUGGAAAAAUCAAAUUUUAGCUUCCACGCCCAAAGAAGAACAAAAAUUAGUAAUUAAAAAAUUGAAGGAAGAACAGAUGCGAAAACUAGCAAUUUUAGGAGAACAAUAUGAACAGAGCAUUGCUGACAUGCUUCAAAAACAAUCGAUUCGAUUGGAUGAAUCCCAAGAGCUCGAAUACCGUCAAUUAAAGGACCAGUUACAGCAAGAAUUAGAAUUACUCACUGCCUUCCAGAGUAAGAUAAAAAUGCAAGGAGAAGCUCAGCGCAAUAGAGAGCGUCGUGAACUAGAAGAUAGAGUAUCAACACGACGUGUACUUUUGGAACAAAAGAUGGAACUAGAAAAGCAACAAUUUCAAGAAGAGCGGGCUGAGAGACAGAGGUUGCUUUUGGAAAGACAAGUACGAGAAAUAGAAGCUUUCGAUGAGGAGAGUGCUCGACUGGGUUUUGAUGCUCUGGCCAUUGCUGAGGCUUCUCAGGAACCUCUGCCAGCCGAUGACCUCAGCAUCAGCGGUAGCAUGUUGAGUCUGGCACACAGCAACAGUGCUAGUUCGUUUACUCAUACUGCACUCUAGUAUUUGCUAAUGCUUCUAUGAAAUUGUAUCACAAAGUAUCUAUCACUGCUCUGGUAAGAAGGCAUUCUCUGACACUUCGAGCUCUGAAAGUGAAGCUUUAUUAAAGGAGCAGUGCAACACAUGGUGAGAAAACCGGACCUGGCAGUCUUCAGUGGGUUGUCUAGUAUGCCAGCGCAGUGUUCGCUUCCAUCAAAAAUGUUUUGUUGAGCGAGUUUCGAUGGCAGAAGUGCAGUUUAUUUCAUUCAAAUGGAUUUUGACCCACGCGAAAUUCAUAUCUGCGGAAGGAAUGUUGAUUGUAUAUAUGUGAUUUGUAUGCCAUGUCUUUGAAUGUCAACUCUCGUUUGCCUUGCGAAAAAAUAUUUGCAUUGUGUAGUUAACAUAAGAAUCUCAUGUAGAGAGCCAAAUGAAGUUUUUAAAUACUUCAUUUGUAAUAUUUUUUCAAAUCUCUAAUUUUGAAGUUUUUGUAUUCAUUGCAUUUUUCAAGUCCCAUUUAUUUAAAUAAAUGAAAAAAAUAAAAGAUAAGGAAAAUAUACUCCAUCUAGUCUUUAUGGCCUUCUGCUAGAAACCAUAGAAAGUUGUCAGUGUUCUGUGUUGAGGAAAAUCAAUUAGUUCUUUAUACUGUUUCUACCAUGUGUUGUGAACUUUGUGUGAUCCUGGUAUUGAGAUAAGGCUCAGAGCCUUGAAUUUUUAGACUUGUAUGCACACAACAGAAGUGCUAUUGAAAUUUAUUUUAAAAAUUGGAAGGUCUUCUGUUACAAUCCUGAAUAGACCAAAUAGUUUGUCCCAUGAAAUCGAAAUAAAUUAAAGGGGAUUAUAAAUAACACCAUUUUGCAAUACUGUGAAUGAAAAGUUCUCUUUGACAGUAUUUUUAUUAUAAAUUAUUCAAAUCUCUUAGCGAAAUAACGGGGAAAUUAAAAAAAAGAGGCCCAAACGGAUAUUAAACUUCGGGUUUCAUUCACUCGCUCAUUAGAGAUCACUUUUUCUAUAGCAUUUCCCAUGCUUCACUUUUGUGUGCAGUCUGAAGGAUAGAAAUCAUCGUAAGAGCUGUUGUAAAUUUAUUUGAUGUGCUCACCUUUAAACAAAUAAUUAACUUCCAUCUGUAUAUAGCACUGUAUAAAAAUGUCACUGUGAAUUGUUUAAUAAAACUGUAGAUUAUA
Argiope bruennichi is the source of this 4340-nucleotide messenger RNA. RefSeq names its product serine/threonine-protein kinase Tao-like (gene Tao). The transcript is spliced from 20 exons. The record is from RefSeq and is a predicted model, not a curated record. Lineage: Eukaryota; Metazoa; Arthropoda; Arachnida; Araneae; Araneidae. Bases 466 to 3183 code for a protein of 905 amino acids. Gene Ontology annotation, molecular function: protein kinase activity; ATP binding. Gene Ontology annotation, biological process: protein phosphorylation.